Anoplopoma fimbria (sablefish) is the source of this 6373-nucleotide messenger RNA. RefSeq names its product potassium channel tetramerization domain containing 2 (gene kctd2). Gene Ontology annotation, biological process: proteasome-mediated ubiquitin-dependent protein catabolic process; protein homooligomerization. The record is from RefSeq and is a predicted model, not a curated record. NCBI's taxonomy places the organism in Eukaryota, Metazoa, Chordata, Actinopteri, Perciformes, Anoplopomatidae. Gene Ontology annotation, molecular function: cullin family protein binding. Gene Ontology annotation, cellular component: cytoplasm; Cul3-RING ubiquitin ligase complex.
ACCCGGAAGUAGUGCCCUUUUUUACCCCCCCUCUGAUUAACGUUUGAACAGACGAGAAUGAGCAAUUUAUCCGGCGAGGAAACGAGUAAACGCGAUGCUGCUUCCACCGUGCAGACUUUAGGGGUCGUAUCCGCGUCGUAAUCGUCGGCGGCCGGAGCAGCUCGGAGGCGGUGCAGGCGGAGCAGCUACGCCCUGACGCGUGCCGCUGCCGCGUCGGAGGAAAAAGAUCCGCGCUCUGUUUACAAAUCGGCGAGAAAGUGUGUUUCCCUGCAGAGUGUCGACAGAUAACCGUGCAGUUGUGUGUUUUUAUUAACAGACAAAGACAGACAAAGGGAGAGAAAAAAAAUAAAAUGGCUGAACUGCAUGCGGUGGAGCCGAGCGGCACCAGCACCAUCGAGCAGCCGGAGCACCACCGCGAUGUUCGCGGCUCUCUGCGCCUCGCUUCGCCCACCCUCAUGGUGCCUCCGCGGAGCGCACAGCUCAGCCCCGGCGGGGUGUCGAGCGGCAGCGGCGGGGGAGGAGGAGGAGGAGGGCGCUCGGUGUUCGGGUUCCCCGCGAGGAGCAGCCCGAGCUCCCCGUCAGAACCGGGGGAGAAGCCCGGUUCGCGCUGGGUUCGGCUGAACGUCGGCGGGACGUACUUCAUCACGACGAAGCAGACGCUCUGCCGCGACCCCAAGUCGUUCCUGUUCCGGCUGUGCCAGGAGGACCCCGACCUGGACUCCGACAAGGACGAGACAGGCGCCUACCUGAUCGACAGGGACCCCACGUACUUCGGCCCGAUCCUCAACUACCUUCGGCAUGGGAAGCUGAUCAUGGAUAAAAACCUGGCAGAGGAAGGCGUUCUGGAGGAAGCAGAGUUCUACAACAUCGCGUCUCUGGUGCGGCUGGUGAAGGAGAGGAUACGGGACAACGAGAACCGGACCUCUCAGGGUCCCGUGAAACACGUGUACCGAGUACUUCAGUGCCAAGAGGAGGAGCUCACACAGAUGGUCUCAACCAUGUCGGACGGCUGGAAGUUUGAGCAGCUCAUAAGUAUCGGCUCCUCUUAUAACUACGGCAACGAGGACCAGGCAGAGUUUCUAUGUGUAGUCUCUCGGGAACUCAACAACUCCACCAACGGCAUCGUCAUCGAGCCGACCGAGAAGGCCAAGAUCCUUCAGGAGCGAGGCUCGAGGAUGUGAAGAGACGCCGAGCUAAAGAAACACUUUAUCGACAAAAAAAACAAAACAAAACAAUAAAACGGAACAUUUUCUCCAGUUUUCAUCGAGAUCCACGAGUUUACCGUCCUACCAUCGCAGCCUUCAUCAUCAUCAUCAUCAUCAUCAUCAUCAAACCUCCUCCCCUCCUGUGGUUUGCCGUUCCACAGCGGGGGAUACCCAACGCCUCCCUCUCCUCCUCCUCCUCUUCCUCCAUCAACGACUUCAGGUGGAGUUUAAAAGGGAUUACAAGAGAGCGGUUUUCCUCAAAGCAGCUUUUUUUUCCUUUUGACGGUCAGUGUCACUGCGGCGCUGAUGGACGCCGAGCACAGAGCUGCUACCAGACAUCAUCAUCAUCAUCAUCAUCACUUUUACAUUUGGCUCUGUCGACUCAGCAGAAAUCUCCUCAGGACUCUCAAAGGACAUAAAGGAACGAACGCAACUCCACGGAUUGAGCCUCUUUAACCUGCUGAUGGAGUGAACGCCCGCCGCCUCUCUCUCUGUGCACUCCCAGAAUCCUCGGCUAGAUGUCGAAGGAGGAGUCCGAUCGCUGUGUUUGAUCAUUUCAUCUUUUAAAAAACACCUUAAAGGAGUAACGAACCGCGCCAUCCUCCUCCUCUGUUUCCUGCUCACAAGCUCCAUUCGGUCGCUCCUCCUCUGGUUGGAGACAUUUUGGGAUAUUUCCGCGCAAAAAAAAGGAAAACAACUGACUCAAAAAAAAAAGACUGUACAAUUUGUCAAGGCAUGUGAGGAAUCUAUAAACAUCUAUAUAGGCUACAUGAUGAAAUAAUAUGAAAAUGGUGUAAUUACUGAUUUCUGUGUCAUAGUUGUCAUAUAUUUACAUAUUCUCGGUGGAUGAGUCUAUUUAAACGACGGGAGAAAAAUAUCACGUUUCAUAACCAGAAGGCCCCCCCCCCAAACUCGGUCACAUGGAUGUGAGUACAUGUGUGUGCGGUGCCUCUCUGCUUUUUAAUGUCCACGAAUGAAAUAUCACAACGUUUCUUCAGCUGCACGUUUUCUGUAGUGUUCCUCAAAAAAAAAAAGAGAAAGCGUUUGCUCUUAGAUAUCCUACUUUGAUCUCUUGCAUAUCUUAAAAUUGUAAUAAGGGGUUAAAGGAAAAGUGUCGUUCAGUCCAGACAAUUUUUGUUUUGCUGCCUCAAACACCUAAAGCACCUCGUGCUGAUCUCAUCGCCGCCAUCAGCUCACUCUGUUUUUAGUCCUCAACUUGUGGCUGCAUCGUCUCACGUUCUUGCAGAACUUGUAGCAACUGCUGCGCACGUGCAUAACCGUACUUGUCACGUUUAAAAGAUACCUGAGCCUACGUCGACGGAGAGAUUUACAGACUGUCAGCGAACCUGCCACAAGGUGUCCUCGAGCAACGCCUUUAUAUUUCAGAUGUUAUGUGAUGUUGUUUUUGCCCUGCCAGCAGAUAGAAAAUAACUUGGCUGAAGUUCAAGUUCCUCUUGAAAUAUAACUGACAUUAAGUUGCAGUGUGAUAGAGCUGAUUUUAAGACUUGUAACAACAUUGAAAACAUAUAAACUAUCCUCUUUUAUAACCGGCACACUGAACUUAUAGUGAAACUAAACGAUUAUCAGGCUGAAUAUGUUCAAGUUUUCAAAUUAUUCAUUGUGAAAUUCUCUUUUUUUGUGCAGGUAAAACUGAAUUUGCUGCUACUUCAAAUGUGCAUUUAAAAAAACUGAAGCAAGCUUUAAGUAGCUAAAGCUGGAGUUAAAUGACGGAUUAAUAGAUUAACAGAAACUAUAUCUGCAACUGUAACUUAUUUUCUCUGUUUUAUAUCAUUGUCUAUUAAAUAUCUUUAGGGUUUGAAGAAACCGGGGAAAAUGUGACAUUUUACACAAUUCAGACGCUUUUUAGAAUAAUCUAUUAAUCGAGUUUGUUGAGAAACUAAUCCGUAAAAUCAUCGUUAGUUGCAGCCAUAGCUGUCAUACAACUGUAGGGCUGCAAAUAAUGAUUCCUUUUUAGCUAAUUAGUUCAGAAAAACGUGAAAAAUGCAAGUUCCUAGAGCCCACGGUGACGUCUUCAAAUAGUUUUUUCCUUCAAUGAACACCAAAAAUAUUAACUUACAUUGAUAUAAAACAGAGAAAAAGUAAAAAUCUCAACAUUUGGAAAAACUGAAACCAUUGAAUUUUUGCCGGUUGAUUGAUUUCUGCUGAUUGAAUCAUUGAUUUUUUUUAAACCCCCACAUGCUACAAAAACACAAUGUUAACAGCCAUCAACGUCAUCACUGGUGUAAACUCAGCCUUGUUAGAAAAGCAACUUAACGCAGAGUUUGAGCCGUAUUUACACAUAUCACAUGGAGAAUUGAAACAUCUCAGACUGAACUCACAUUUUAAGAAAAAAAAAAAAGAUCUUUAAUAACUUUGAAACACAUUUCUUUGUACAAAGACCAUAUUUGAUGCAGUUACGUUAUAUCAAGCAUGAACAAAAAGAAACAAACCUGUACCUGUGCUGUUGUCCCGCUCUUUGAGGCCUCCAAGCUCAAACUUUGAUGUAACUUCUUCUUCGUUGUUUUUUGUUGUUGUUUUUCUUCUCACGUGUGUUUUUGUGCAGUUUCUGCAGUUUCUGCUAAUCUGAGUUGUGAGCUGCUAAAAAUGCCCAAACGUCUCUUUGAGGAGCACUUCUUUUAUUCCCCCCCCUUGUUGUUUCUCCGGGCCUUUUUUUGCCAAGCACCUUGGGUGUUGUUUCCCUUCGUGUGUGUCCAGUGUUGUGCCUUUUGACCUGUGUUGUGCACAGUUGUUCCCCCCCCCCUCUCUUAUCAUUCGGUGCCUCUCAUCCCUUAUAUAAAACAGGAGACACCUCCCUGAGGUAAAGUGUGUAACGCGGUGCUUUGCUGGUUUUCUAAUGUUUGUGUUUUUAAAGAGACGCCGGCCAAACAAACUGAUAACCGGCUGAUUUUUCUUUGUGCCAUUUGCUUUUUGAGCUGAAUCCGUUCACAUCACUCCUCACAGGGAGUUCAAAAAUUGUGUACCAAUCUGCUAAAACCAGUGGCGGUGGUUUGCUUUGUGUUUUACCAGAAUGGGAGGGAGUCAACAGAGCAGAGUUCCCUCCUCUGCUUUUAUCUUAGUAAAACUCAGUGCACUUGUUAUCAGAAAUCAAUUUCUCCUUUUUUUUUUCUUGAGUUGCAUGCUGAAGCCACUUCUGAUGAUCCCAUUCUGUUUAAAUGUAUGUAAUCAACCUUCUUAAAAGCACUUAUACCUGUAAACCUUCAUGGUCCCAGUUGGAUCGUCCCUCGGUUGCUUAUAGUUCAGCGGUUCUCAAACUGAGGGAGCGUCAAAUGAUGGUUAAAAAGAUAGAAAAGCAAAAAAAAAAUGAUGUUAUGUUUCAGUCGCUCUUCUCACUUUUGCUCUUAAGUUGUGUGCAGACGUUCAUAUCCCCCAGAUGUUGAACCCUGCUGACUUUGGGGAUCCUCUGACGCAGUGGUUUUUUUAUUUUGCAGAAAAUAUUUUUUGCAUUUUUUACAUGCAGAAAAAUAUAACGAGUCACUAGCAGAAUAAAAGUGAAUUGGUAGUUUUCAACCAGUUACACAGAGAAUUAAUAGACCAGAAAAAUCCUACACAAGACUGCAAAACAAUUUAAGUGUGACGUUGGCAGUUGCUGUGUGUCCACAUAUUAACAAAAAUAUUUUUCUGCUGCUCUUGAAUUUGAUUUAAAUUGAUGCCCACUUAACAUAUUAUGAUGUUAUGUGUAAAUAAAUAAUCAAAAUCUAGCGUAAGGACAAACUUAAAUCUGUAAUUUUAUUAUAAUAUAUAUUAAGAUUUAACAAACAGAAAUGGUAAAAUAUUGUUUAAAAAAGAUAAUUUCACUAAAUUUAGUCAACAAUUUCAAAGUCCUUAGAGUGUAAUACGUAUAUUAGAAAUAUGUUCAAGUCGUAGUUUAUUUUUUAAAAUUCCCUGCGUAACGUUGUUUGGCCUCCCGAGCUCUGACUUUUCAUCUAGAGCCAACAUGAGGGCAAAAAUGUUAACCGUCCAAACCUUUGUGCUAACAGUGGUGCUAAUAAAUAGAAUGUUAACAUGUUAAAGAAAGAUAUAAGAUGCUGACAUGGCCGAACACUUGUUUUUUUAGAAUUACCGCACAGUUCAACGUCGUUUAGGAGUCAAAUAAAUUAAUGAAAAAUAUGUUUAUAGUUAAACUUGUCUCAGCCAGUUUACGCGUUUUAAAGGGUUAAAGACAAACAGUUUGGGAACCGCUGAUCUUUACAGUGUGUUUAUCUGAACGUUUUGAAUCAAGCACCCAUUUUUUAAAACAAAUAAAAUACCUUUUGACCAUUUAGUUUUUUUACUUUCACCUGCACUAGUUAGUCAAACAGAUUAUGUGCAAUUAUAACAAAUCUGCAAAAAAAAUAGAAAUAAAUAUAUAAAUAUAAAUAUAUCUGUUGUUGGGGCACGUGAAAACACGAGAGCAUGCAUUGUUCUAGAGAUUAUGCCGUGUACUGUGUACUGGAUUUUGUCUGACCUCCGUGUUGGUGCAAAGUGUAUGUGAUGCAUGGUGGGGUGGGGGUGGGGGGUGAUGAUGGUGGGUAGGGGGGCAGUGGGACGGCAUGGCUCUGUGGUUUGUAGGUGUAGAAUUCUUGUGUGGAGCAGUUGGUCUACAGCUAAGACACAUUCUCCACCUCACACGUCACGUUUCUUGGUUGUUUUUUGUAUCUUUGUCACGUCGGUUUAACUCAACUGUAGACGCAGAAAAGCUUUCGAACAAAAAAUGAACAAUCCCAUUUGAUUGCAGACUCCCCCCCCCUCCUCCCCUUUGACCUCUGACCUCGGUUUAUAAAGCAUUUACCGCAGCUCAACACACAAAAAGAAAGAUUUUUUUUUUUUUUUUUUUAAAUCCAUGGAUCAUGUUGCCAGUUAAUCUGUAAACACACUUGCAUGCGUUUGUGGACAUGCACCACUUGUACACUCAUGUAGAGGUAUUGAAAAAUUUCACCUAUUAACCGUUACUUUGUGUUCAUUUAUCAACAGUAUUGAUGUCAAAUGUGAAUAUUGUCAAUGGAGACUGUGGAGAAAAAUAAUGUUUGGAAGCUGACAAAACAUUUUUUUUUUUUGUCCGAUUGUUUCACUUUUAUUUAUUUUAUAUUUUUUUGAAUUUUGUCUACAAAAAUUGUCGUUUCUUUACAUGUGACGAUUUUAACGAAACCCAGUCUGGUUUUUAAUCAUAA